Piliocolobus tephrosceles (Ugandan red Colobus) is the source of this 1261-nucleotide messenger RNA. It is a transcript of the gene CCL27, whose product is annotated as C-C motif chemokine ligand 27. The transcript is spliced from 3 exons. NCBI's taxonomy places the organism in Eukaryota, Metazoa, Chordata, Mammalia, Primates, Cercopithecidae. Gene Ontology annotation, biological process: immune response. Gene Ontology annotation, molecular function: chemokine activity. The record is from RefSeq and is a predicted model, not a curated record. Gene Ontology annotation, cellular component: extracellular region. The coding region runs from base 875 to 1213 and encodes 112 amino acids.
GGAAGGUAAGAUUCAUUGGGUCUUUUACCUGUUUUGACAACAGUAACCUAGCACCAAAGAGCUUUUAUCUUUCCUCCUUAUCUACCCCACCUUUCCUCCCUGUCUCAUCAUCCUGGGGAAAGCUGCCCCACCUCAGCAUCUCCAAAGCACCCUCAAUAUUACCAAAAAGGGCCUUCCCCCAGCUUCUCUGAACGUGGCUGGCCUCAGCCAAGACCCCUCCUCAGCCAGAAGGGCCUGCUCUAGGAACCCAUUACCAUCAGUUUCUCUGAUAAGACAGUCAGGUCAGGCCAGGAAGUGGGCAGGAGAAGAUGAAGGCAAGCUGGUGCUCGCCUGCCCUCUGCUCCCACCCCACCCAGAACUCCCCUAUCAGAAUCUGUGUGUGCUAGUGUGAAUUUGCUUGUGAUUGGAUGACUGUGAAAACACAACUGGGUGGGAUUGGGACUUUGAGUGUAACUGGGGCUAUAUAAUUUUGUCUAUGGUUGUCUGAUCACGAGUAUGACUUUGUGAGGUUGACCGAAUGAUUGAGGAGUGACUUCGAAUGUGUGGCUAUGCAUAUUUGUGUGUGAAUGUCUAUCGUCAGAGGUUGCUGUGGAUGCUUGACUGCCCUCACUCACUAUUCCAUCAGUCCCUACAUCACACACUAAUCCUUCCCUCAGCUUCACUGCCCAGAGCUUAGGAGCACAUGGAAAAUGGCUGUCCUAGAUGAGGAAGGAAUCUGUGGCAACAGACCAAGAAUUAGGGCCCAGGAAUGUCACAGGAUACACAAUACAUCUCCAACCACCUCUGACUCACCUAGUGCCCCAGGUAAAAGGCACCCAGAUAAAAGGUAGGGGAGGAGGAGAGAGAGAGAAGGAAGAGUCUAGGCUGAGCAAACAUGAAGGGGCCCUCAACCUUCUGCAGUCUCCUGCUGCUGUCAUUGCUCCUGAGCCCAGACCCUACAGCAGCAUUCCUACUGCCACCCAGCACUGCCUGCUGUACUCAGCUCUACCGAAAGCCACUCUCAGGCAAGCUACUGAGGAAGGUCAUCCGGGUGGAACUGCAGGAGGCUGAUGGGGACUGUCAUCUCCAGGCUUUCGUGCUUCACCUGGCUCAACGCAGCAUCUGCAUCCACCCCCAGAACCCCAGCCUGUCACAGUGGUUUGAGCACCAAGAGAGAAAGCUCCACGGAACUCUGCCCAACCUGAAUUUUGGGAUGCUAAGGAAAAUAGGCUGAAGCCCCCAAUAGCCAAAUAAUAAAGCAGCAUUGGACAAUAAUCUCUAA